AUGUCGACGACAUCUCGGUUUCGUCUGUUCCUCGCUUUUCUACAACUCGCGGGUUUGUUACUUCCGUUGAGAAUUUCUGCAAUUAGGAAGGAUAUUGGGUUUUUAGAAGAGCGGAGUUGCAGAACAACUGUCCAAGGAAGGUAUUUGAUCUCCGAUGACGAAGGCAAUGUGUGUGAUGCUCUGUCAUUGGAUUCUCGAACCCGUUGUUGCCCAUGGAAAGGAGAAAGAUUUCCUUGUCAUGGAUGCAACCUCCUUUCACAAUGCUGCACCUCUUAUGAAUUUUGCGUUUCUUGCUGCUUGAAUCCUACGCGGACGCUUCUUCAGAAGGUGGUUAAGGUCAAAGUCUCAAAGCCGGCUACAGCAGGGACAUACAAGACUGUGUUUGAUUUUUGUGCCGGAAGAUGCCGCCAUAAUUCUGAGAGUGUGGUUCAUGAAAAUGCAUACCACAGCAAGUUUCACCAUUGUUUUUCUCUGACAUCAAAUGCUUCAGGGGCUAAUCUUACACAAGUUGAAACAAGACUUCUUGGCAUUGACGUUAUUGUCGGAAGACAAGGAGAUUCAUGCGAUGCAGUUUGCAAGUCACGUGGACAAUUGUGUGUGAUGAAUAAACUAUCGCUCCUAAACCAAUGUGACGUUAUGCAAAGAUACAUGACCUGCAAAGGCUCCUGUUUAGCAAGUGCAGGGGCUGACCAACCUGCUGAAGUUGUCGAUGAUGCGCCCAGAGAUUUGUAUCCCGGCGCCUGCUUGUAUACACGGACACAAUCAAUGCUUUCUUGUGACGGUUCACACCAAUACACCCGACGACUCUGCCCAUGUGCCUAG
This is a messenger RNA of Thlaspi arvense, 822 nucleotides long. Lineage: Eukaryota; Viridiplantae; Streptophyta; Magnoliopsida; Brassicales; Brassicaceae. The record is from the annotation of a GenBank genome assembly.